Molecule: messenger RNA, 4136 nt
Organism: Cryptococcus amylolentus CBS 6039
Lineage: Eukaryota; Fungi; Basidiomycota; Tremellomycetes; Tremellales; Cryptococcaceae
Exons: 19
Coding region: 36-3302 (1088 amino acids)
Biological process (GO): DNA repair; mitotic sister chromatid cohesion
Cellular component (GO): chromatin; nucleus
Source: RefSeq, a predicted model, not a curated record
CAUACACAUCCCCACCCGCCCUCAUUUGCCGCACCAUGGCAUCCUCUUCGCAGGCGCUCGUCAAGCUCGACUUCAAGGAGUCUCUCAUCCAGCAGGGCAAACGCGAGACUACGGAUACCCUACUCAAAAGAUUGAAGACUUUGAGGCAGAAGCUGUCUGUCCUUGAGCAGGAUGCCACCGACACGAAGACCCUGGAUCCUGUGAGGAAGCCGCUCAUCCAUCAAACGAUAUUACAUCACAAAGAUCGAGGAGUGCGAGCGUACGCUGCUUGCUGCCUGGCCGACUUGCUGAAAUUAUACGCACCGGAUGCGCCUUACAGCGAUGUCCAGCUCCGGGACAUCUUUCAAUUCUUCCAUACUCAAAUCACCCAGAACCUUCGCCCCACCACUUCUCAUGCGCGCCCGCAAGGAAAGAACAAAGCCCCCGACGCGUCACAGACUACGCUCAACCAGCGAAUCACCGACAUUCCCUACUAUCCCGAUUAUUAUUACCUCAUCGAAAGUCUCGCGACGAUCAAGAGUAUCGUCUUGAUCUGUGAUGUCCCUGGAGCGGAGGAACUCAUGGAUGGUUUCUUCAGCGGCUUCAUCGAGAUCGCGAGACCGGAUAUGAGCAAGACGCUUAUGAGAUACAUGCGGGAUGUGCUGGUGUCGAUCAUCGAAGAAGCGAGUACGCUCCCGCAAGGGGUGAUGGACAGCAUCAUCAACGAAUUUGUGCAGCACUCUUCUAAACCAGAGACGCCCUCGUUCCAGCUUAUUGUCGACGUCUGCAACGAAGUUGCCGACAAGCUCAAGCAUCCCUUCUACGCCCACUUCUCCCAGAUUCAGCUCGACCAUGGCGUUGACCCCAGCCCCAACGACCUCAAGAUUCUCUCUCAAUCCCACGACCUUCUCCUCACCAUCAAUCGCUUCUGUCCUGAUACUCUCUUGCUAGCCGUCCCGCGUUUGGAGGAAAACCUGCAGGCGGCGGAUGAAGUCCCUCUUCGUUCGCUAUCAACUCGAACAUUGGGCCACUUGUUUGCGCAACGAGCAGGGGCUGGUGGAGCUGGUACAAGUGGUGAUGACAAUCCGGCGAAGAAGUAUCCUUCGACAUGGAGGGCGUGGCUUACGAAGCAAGUGGACAAGGCAGUGCCUGUCAGGCUGGCUUGGGUGGAGACGACGAGGGGUAUCUUAGUAAAUCACCCGGCUGUCAGGCAGCAGCUGGAGGAGGCUAUGGUCGGUCGUCUGGCAGAUCCCGAUGAGAAAGUUAGGGGAACCAUGAGCAGAGUGUUGGGUUCGUUAGACUAUGAGACAGCUCUUCACCAUGUUCAGACCAAGACGCUUCGAGCUCUGGGUGAUCGUAUACUCGACAAGAAGUCAUCAGUGCGAAGCGAAGCGUUGAACGCGUUGGCCAAAUUGUGGGAAUCAGCGUUCUCCGAGAUUGAGGCUGGUGACGAUGGGGCGAUCAAGCAGUUCGGGUGGAUUCCUCAAGCCAUUAUCGCUGCUAUCCUCAAGGGCGAACUUCCCAUGGACAUGAGGGCGCAAAUCAUCAGUGUCUUCAAAAAAUCCAUCCUCCCCCUGCCGGCGGACGGGGACGACGACGAAGAUUGGGUGGACAAGUUCUUGCUGGUCGCAUCUACAUUGGACGAGCAGGCACAGAACGGUUUGGUCAAUCUGACAAACCUCAGAGGCAUCGCUGAAGGCACAUAUCCCUUCGCUGCUUUUGCCGAGUUCUGUGAAAAGUAUCAGGGUGGUAUGAGUGACAGUCCGAUCGAUCUCAAACCUCAAAUGAACUAUCUUGUACAAGCUGUUUCCACCAAAGUCUUUGGUGACUCACAACAGGCUAGAAAACAUAUACAAGCCUUUGUCGAUCUGAAUGAGCCCAGGCUUUACAAGCUCUACAGGACAUGUGUCGACUUUUCCUCUAGUCUCGCUACCAUCAUCAAAGCUCGUAAUGAGUUCUUACGUCGAGUCCACCAAUCUCACGAAGACCUCCUCCCGGUUCUCACCGUGUUACUCGACAACUCUGCAUUCGAUCUCAUCAACCACUCCAGCAUUCACACCUUACUCAAGCGUCUGCAAAAGCCGGAUUCCGCCAAGCGUGCGGCUACAGCUUCUCGUUUCCUUGUGGUCAUCGCAAAGGAAUGCGCGCCAAUGUACAAGACGCAUGUGGCGGAACUUGUUGCGUGUAUAUCGGACAAGAAGAACACGAAAUUGGUAGAGGUGGCAUUGCAAGGGCUGGCUGCUGUAAGCAAGGUUUGCCCGGAUGUGGCACCUAAUGAGAGUCGACUUAUCGAGAGGGUCAUCAAACUUGGUUAUGAGGGCACCUAUCGACAGGGAAAGUUCGCAGCCCGUUUCCUCGGCAAGAUUCAGAACUCUGACCUCAACUGUGGCAAAUUGAUCGACGCCAUCUUGAAAGCCAUCGACUAUACGGAGGAAGGGGCGUAUGAAAAACACCUGACCUAUCUUACCGCCUUCACCGAACUUGCUCGAGCGUCUCCCAAGACUUUCACCGCCAAGGUCAAAGAAAUUAUCAAGUAUGUCUUGGACGAGAUAAUGCUCCAACCGUCCCCGUCACAAGGCGUGGAUGGAGAUGAGUGGGUGAACAUCGACGAGUUGGAGUCCCUCGACCACGCAAAGAUCAUCGGCCUGCGACUCUUCACAAGCUACUGCCUGACAUUCGUCAAGGAUCCAGAGGCCGAAGAGCUGCUCAAACCGGCACUCAAUUUGUUGACAUCGGUCCUGGGUAAUGACGGUAUGGUCGACCAGAAUACUGCAGAAGGUGGCCCAGCGAGGUGUCACAUGCGUUUGCGAGCUGCGCUCUGCCUUCACAAACUGGCCCAAGCACCAAGAUUCGAAAAGAUCAUCACUGCCCCUGACAACUUUGAGCUUAUCGGUGGUUGUGUCCAGGAUCCUUGCUUCAUGGUUCGAAACAUAUGGUUGAAAAAAAUACAAAAGAACCUGAAGUACCAGACUAUCUCUCCCAAAUGGAAUAUCAUCCCGGCAUUGGCAGCCAUGGAUCCUGAUCAAGACAACAUCAUCAUCGCGAAGUCUAUACUUACGAACAUACCCCGACGCUGUAAACAGAAACCUGCCGAUGUUCGGAUACAACAUAUCGAACUUCCUUUCUCUCGACUGAUACUCCACCUCGCUCAUCAUCCGGACCUGAGAUGGCACGAAGCCGACGAGGAUGAAGAAGACAACGAGGACGAUGAAGACGACGAUGGAGCGGAAAAGAAGCCAAAAGUCAAGGAAGGCAUUACUGAUAUCCAGAAUUUGAAAGAAAUUGCUAGGUGCGCUACCUCUGUAGCCAUCAUUUCAAACUGACCAAGCUCCUCAGGUUUAUCGAACUUUACCUCGACUGCCUAUCGCACAAAGACAACAUCGGUCUCUUCUAUUACAUCGCCGGGCAAAUCAAAUCCUUCCGCGAUAGAUAUCGAGAAAACAACAAACCUCUCUAUGCCCUUUCCGAGCUUGCGCAACUAAUCAUUCGUAAUCGGGCCGAGAAACAUCAAUGGCCCUUACAGGUCUACAACAACCGGAUCGCGCUGCCCAAGGACUUGUUCCAUAGGCCGGAUAACCCAGAAGAGAGAGCCAAAACACAAAAGACGCAGUUCUUGAGCGAGGAGGCGAGAGCCUGGGCGAAGUCGCUCGGAAAAAGGGCUAUCGGAGGGCUGAACAUUCGUCGACCAACCGACCCGAACUCAUCCCCUCGCAAACGGCACCAGACCGCUCGAAAAGUUGGGGCCCCUCGCAAGAAGCGGCGUGUCGACACAUCUGAUGAAGACUCGGACGGCUCGUCCAGUGCCUCAGAGUCCGAUGUAGAGACCAUUGUUGGCGACGUUGCCGAGGAGUCUGGUGACGAUGAGGGUGACGAGGCCGUGAUGGGUCGCGGGGGCCGGAGGGGAGCGAAGACGAAAGCGAAAAAGAUUGUCAAUAAAAAGAAGAACAAGGCGGGGAAGAAGUCUGAAGGGGCAAACGCGAAGAGCGACCAGAUGGACGUUGAUGGCUCAUCGUAGGAGGAUUAGCGACAUCUUGCUGGCAUGGUCGUGCGCUUUGACGUCGUAAUUAUUUUCUUACUUUUGCGGAUUUCGGGCUCUAUAUACGCUCCAUCAAUACUUUGAUUGCUAUUAUAUGUAUGGUUACUCCUGAUGAUCCAGG